This is a messenger RNA of Maylandia zebra (zebra mbuna), 464 nucleotides long. Lineage: Eukaryota; Metazoa; Chordata; Actinopteri; Cichliformes; Cichlidae. The record is from RefSeq and is a predicted model, not a curated record.
GUGUCUCUGAUGCCGCAGCAGAAAGUCGCCGUGGCCACCGUCUGCUCUUUUUCGGCUUUUUCGGUUUUUCCAUCUACCCGGUUGCCAUGGAGCUGUCGGUGGAGUGUUCGUAUCCCGUUGGAGAGGCCACGUCAGCUGGACUCGUCUUUGUAUCGGGACAGGUUCAGUCGGUUGUCUACAUCGUCCUCCUUCAAGCUCUGACCACACGGCUCGCAGACUCUCCCCUGUCCACCUGCGGGGAAGCAGCCUUGAGCUGGAAGGUGCCCAUGAUGGUGAUGGCAGGGCUGUGCACUCUGUUCACCUGCUGCUUCCUCGUCUUCUUCAACACCCGCUACAGGCGACUGGAGGCCGAAGAACAAGCGACUUACGGGACCAGAGAGAGCCAGCAUCUAUACAGGAAUGAGCAGCCUCCGUGGAGGCGUAAAGCUGCUGAUAAUACAGAGGAAACAUGCCACUAUGAGUGA